AUGGUGAAGAAUUCAAUAAAUAGGACUCUGCAACGUGCUUCUGGUUUGACAAACUACUGGUGGUUUAGCCCUGAAGAGAUGGCUCUAGAUGUGGCUGAAUCUCUCAGGACAUUCUAUAGGGAAAAUUUGCAGAAUGAGCUGCGGAAGUCAGCAAUUACAAAUGAUGGCUCUUUGGACCCAGUGUUUAAGCUUUUACAGAAAAAAGAGGAGGUGGCUGAAGCACAGCACAGCUUAAAAGAGCAUAAAGAGGUGACAAGUGGUGGGUCUGACCAUUUAAAUGGCUGUUGCAGUUCAGAACAGCAGGGAUAUCUGGUUCUGCAAGGGGGAGUUCUGUCCCUCAGAAAAUUUCGAGUGACACGCAAAGAGCUUCGAAAGAGAAGAGAAGAGCUACAGGAGAAGAAGAGGCACUUCCAGGAGAAGUGUCACAGCUUUGAUGAGUUCUUGAAGAAAAAUGAGGAAAUGCGUCAAUGUGCCCUGCAGAGAGCAUCUAAAGAGCGGGAGUUGAUUGACCAAAUGGAGCUACACCUGGCAGAUCUACAGAACAAAUCUGCUUCCUUACAAAGAGUGAAGAUGCGGCUGGAGCAACAUGUUGAAAAACACUCCAUCUACCUGAAGUACCUGGAAGCAGUGGUGCUGGCCUCCAGAAAGUUUCAGACAGUCAAUGAGGUCAUAGAGAAGCACACAAGUUUGGCAGCCAUCAGGAAUGAGCUAUUGCAGGAGGCAGAGCAGAACCAGAGAGAACUGGAAUGGGCCAGAGGGCAGCUUGAGUCAGAUAAGGAGAAGAAAAGCAUCAUAAUGGAUUUGAAAAAUGAGCUGGUCCAACUGCAGAAGGAGCUGGGUCAGGCCAGAGCAAAUGUGCAACAUUUCCUUCCUUAUGAGAAAGACUUGCAUCUUAAGUUAAUAGACAAGUCCAAAAUGACCGUGAGUGAACUUAAAUGUCUGCACAAGUGUGCCUUGCCAUGGACUGGCAUCUCAUUAAAGAGUGGCUCCUGCCUCACAUCCAAUGUUAUUAGAACUGGCUUAAUUUCCAAGCAGGAAACACAAUGGGCUCGUGUCCAAAACAGUGCAGCAAGCCGGACCCUCAUGCUAGGCACCAUCAGAAUGGCGACCCUCAACAUGUACCGGACUAUCUGUAGAGAGGCUAAUGUUCCCAACAACAUAUCUGUUCCUGCAGAUGACACCCUAGCACAGCUGGACACGAUUCAAAGGUUUCUCUUGGAGCUGGCAGCCAUUUGUGAGACUGUAAAGAUCUAG
Messenger RNA from Erpetoichthys calabaricus (reedfish), 1254 nucleotides. RefSeq names its product coiled-coil domain-containing protein 42 like-2-like. The transcript is spliced from 10 exons. Bases 1 to 1254 code for a protein of 417 amino acids. Lineage: Eukaryota; Metazoa; Chordata; Cladistia; Polypteriformes; Polypteridae. The record is from RefSeq and is a predicted model, not a curated record.